AUGGUAGAAAAAAUGACUUCUAACACUUCCCCAAAUUUUAAGGAAAGUGUGUUGGCACCUUUCCCAAAAGAUUUGCAAAACACUCCUAGAACAUCGAUAAACUUCGUCAAACAUGGAAAUAGACACUAUAACUCUAAUAAGUCCAUGCAGUUUAUGGAGACAAUAUCUACACAUUGCAGCGAAAUCGAUACCGCGAAUGAAACUGUUUGCAUGACUGACCGUAAUGAAAUCCAUGCACUGGAUUCUAAGAAUUAUACGAAUAGACAUGAUCUUGAACAUGUCGAUUGUCGUUAUACGGAUCGUAAGGACGAUAUUAUAAAUACACAGUUCAAUGCCAAUCUGCAGUUGCUGAAGAAGAUCACUCUUGGGAAGAAUGUGAACACUUUGAACAACCCGCUUACAAAUGGAAAUUUUUCAAACCCAUCCUAUAAUGAUACUUCUAUUAGCAUAAAUAUGAAGCCCAAUUCUGGAAAUGUGUACCAAAAUGAGGCAUAUAUCGGCUCGUCCAAUAAACACAAAGGUGUACCCAAUGACCUUUCCAAGAACAAACGAAUUCAGGAUUUGGAAUACUUUAAGACUGCUUACAGCGGUGGAAAUGUUGAAACUCACAAAUCGAUAUUUAAGGAUCCGGAAUCACAAGGUCUGAAUUGCUACGAGGGUGGAAGAGGUACGAAUGUUCAUGACCGCACAUGGAAUACAAGAGGAUCGAAAAAUUUUAAGUAUUCUCACGGAGAUAAUUCAGCUGCCAGAUUAAGAAAUGUAUAUUAUUGGUAUAGACCUUUUGCAAUGUUCCAAUCCAAAAGUUCUAGCAUAUAUCUAGGCAUGCCUGUGGUUGAAUCAGUGACUGGAAAUGUGCAAAAAUCAUGGCAUUUGGAGGCAAUUAAAACAUUAGAUCGCGGUCUCUAUGGCUUGUUAAAAAUGGUCAUGUUACGUCUAUCAAACGAUAAGACCAAUAUACAUCCAAAAAAAUUGCUAAUACGUUGUAAAGGUUCAUGGGAUAGUAUACAAGAAGGUAGUUUUGGUACUGUUUAUGUCGGAUCUAUACAAGGACAAGGUUAUUCUGCUGUAAAAAUACCGAAUGUUAGUAUGAUAAAUCACGAUCCAAUAGGAGUUAUGAAACGUUUUAUAAAUGAAUGGGAUAUACUUUCUAGGUGCAAUCACCCGAAUAUAGUGUCAUUACACGGUGGUAUUAUUCUCGGUGUUUUUGAUAUAUGGCUAUGUACGGAGUUAGUUCAGGGGGUUGACUUACACAGUAUAAAAUAUGGAACUAAUUUCUCAAGGGCUAUACCUGUAUCUGCUGCAAUAAAGAUGUGCCGCCAACUAGCGGGUGUUUUACUUUAUUUACACACACCACUUCCAGAAAAAAAUAUUAUUAUACAUCGGGACAUAAAGCCGGAAAAUAUUAUUGUUGAUUCCGAAUGGAAUAUUAAACUAUGUGACUUUGGAGAUGCAUCGGAAACGUCCAAUGGUAUUCUAAACACUGUUUCUGGAGCCACAUGGUUAUAUGCACCCCCUGAAUUAUUGUUGCAUCCUACCAUAAAGAACGACUUGGUUGGGUUGCAAGGGACUCCUUAUACAAAGGAUGGUCUGGAGUAUACAUCUAAUACCUUAUCGGAAAAGUGGGAUAUAUGGUCCGCUGGAUGUGUGUUUCAGGAAAUGUUUGGCUACGUUGGCCCAUUUCAUCAUUUGGUGGAUGUCGAUGACCCUCCAAAUAUAGUUUGUGAAAAGAUGGUAAAAAAUGCAAUGUAUGGUCUUGUACCAAAUAUACCAAAAAUUUUGAUGAAUACCAAGUUAGGUGCUUUGAUUUCACAAUGUUUGGAUUUAAAUCCAAAGAACAGGCCUUCUGCUCUGACUAUUUACAAGAUUUUACAAUCCCCAGAUUUGCUAAUUUGA
Messenger RNA from Theileria equi strain WA, 1893 nucleotides. Its product is annotated as protein kinase domain containing protein. The record is from RefSeq and is a predicted model, not a curated record. The transcript has a single exon. Gene Ontology annotation, molecular function: protein kinase activity; ATP binding. Gene Ontology annotation, biological process: protein phosphorylation. Bases 1 to 1893 code for a protein of 630 amino acids. Lineage: Eukaryota; Apicomplexa; Aconoidasida; Piroplasmida; Theileriidae.